GUGCCGCGGAGCAAGGUCAAGAACGUGUACGUCCGCAUUCCUCAUGCCCUCAAAGGUGGUGUUCCAGAUUCUGUUUUUGAGCGGCUGAUGAAGUUUUAUCGGCAGACAUUCUGGAGCAACUUCGAGGCCUUGGCGAAGCGCGGACUGAAUGUCGUGCCUUUCAUGUCCGACAUGCUUGGUUUCUCGCACGUUGUUUUGCUAGUGUCUGGUGGUGACACCAGCUUUUCCCGACAGGCCAUGUAUGCCCACAAUUUCGCGUAUUUCGAUCCAAACAUCUGGUAUAACGAGGACGAAAUGCGAAAACAAAUCGAGCAGCUCAACGGCUGCUUCAUUCUCACAGGUCAGGAGGCGCCGGGAACAAGUCGCAGAUUGCGGGAGGAUCUAUACAAGAAGUUUUUGUCAGGAGAAGGCAUUUCUGGGCGGAAGCCAUAUGGCCUUCGAACACGGAUGAUUGAAUGCAUCGGCUGGAAGCGACUGGAAGCCAAUCGGCUCUUCCAGUUCUUGAAUGUCAGCAAAAGAGACUUCAAUGCCAUCCUUCGCCGGUCAUUGGUUUUCCGGAUAAAGGCUCGCUUUGAAGAUCCUGCCGCUAUUGCCGGUGCUUACUCCGACAUCCAUUUGGACGGCGUCUUCGCCAAAGACGAGGAACUGAAGUCAUUCUUGACGUCUGGCCCAGCUGUUCUUGCGGCGCUUCAACUCCAACAUGCAUUCGAGACUGAGCACUCCCAAAAGGACUGCGUCCAAGUGAUUGAAAAUUUCGUUCAAUGGGGAGGCGAUCGCGGUCUUACAGAAGCCACUAUGCGGGAAGCCUGCGGCAUGCCACCACGGGACGUCAGACAAUGCGCUUCCCGAGUUCAAGCCGUGAUUCAGAUUGAUGAUGAAGAAGAAUUGGCCGAGCGUGACCCAGAUAAAUUCUGGAAAAACACACAUACCUUCCUCAUGAACCACAUGCUUACUCAGCAGCGUGAGGAUGUGACCAAAGGGAUGUUGGACAGGUUGAAGUUUCCGCAGAGGCCUAACGUGAUCAAGGAAGAGUUCAUCAAGUCACUGCAGGACAAUGGUCUGCUGGUGGCGACCGGCGCUCGAGGCAAAGCGUCGGAUGUUUUCAGGGUGCAUAUCAAACAGUCUGGUUUGGACAAUGUUGCUGCUGUAACCCGCAAAGACGAUGAGUUGAUCUUCCCCGAGAUGUAUCACAUCGAAGCCUUCGAGAAGUAUGUCAACAUGCCUGCGCACCGACGAGAAAAUGCAAACAUCUUGGGGGCGUUUUACGUGUCUGCGAAAGCCAAGCCUGCCCGAGGCCGACCGUUCAAAGGCUCAGGAGAUAUCGCAGCUGACUUCUGCAAGAGAGGCCAGAAAUUGCUCGAUCAGGAAGAUUUGUUUGAUGAAGUCAUACAGAGCUUCAACCGUAUCAACAUAUCCUCUCAGCCAAGCCAGGCUAUGCCAGCGAAACGCAGGCGCUGCGGCAGCGGCAGUGAGACAAAGCAAGUAAAAGAUGAACUCAAGGAGCCUAAGGCGGAGCUGGAGCCAAUCGUGCAUGUUCAGUGCCAAUACAAAUAUAGUGACUCCGUUUCUUUCCGAUCGCGGAAGACUGUCAUCGGCACAGGCAUGCAAAGGUUCUGCAGGCGUGCUCAAGUUCACUUGGCAGCUGACACUGUGGACCUUGACGUGCACAAUUCCGCUUUUACCGUCUUCCACCAGCUAUUGCCGAAGCUUGCGUGUGUGCCGGAGCCGCCGGACUACGUCAAGGAGGUAUUAGACAAGUGCGCACGUGAUCGCAAUCUGGUGUGCUCGGACAUUCUGAAAACAAGCCAGGUCCGUGGCAAGCAGCUUCUCACCAAAGUCCUGUUUGGUGGGGCAGUCCCACGUGAUGUGCCGGAGGGUGCAGCUUUCUUGGUAAAUCUGAAGAAGGCCUCGAUAUAUCUCAGAUGGUUGGCGUCGUCAAUGUUUCCCGACACAGUGGCUAAAUUCGCGCAGCCGGAAAGCAAGAAGACAAACCCAACCAAUUCUGUCCUGUCCCACCUGUACCAAGCUAUCGAGGAUUAUGUGUUAUCUGCGUUCGUGGAAUAUCUCUUGCAGUUUCAGCCUCAGCACUUGUCCUUGCAUUACGACGGCGUCAGGGUUUCCAAAGGCCAAGGCGGUUGCUCAACCGCUGAGCUGUGCGAGAAGAUACAAGCAUACAUUCUGAGAAAGACAGGCUUCGAUGUGACAAUCUGUGAAAAGAAACAUCUCACAGUGCUGGAAAUUCUCAAAGGUGUUGCAUGUAGUGUCAACGAGACCGGCUUGCCCGAAACUUCAGGCUUGCGUCGGCAAGGGAAUUGUAUUCCAGCAGCCGUGGCUUUGCUACAGAAGAGAGUGUCAGAUGUGGAAGGCCUUAUUGCUGAUGCUGCCCGAGAAGAGAACAAACGAUUCCUGGAUGAUGGGUGCCGUUCAUACAAAGAUUGCAUGAGUUUGUUAGCUAUUAAUGUGCUUCCACUUCCGGACUGCACUGAGUUGGCUACGGGGCUGUAUCUUCUGCACGCAGAAGGGAAUGGCACGCCACAUUGCGUUGGCUUAGAGGUGUCUCAAGGGCGUGUCAACGUUCACGAUGUUCUGACGAGUUUCGCUGUUGCAAAGGCGGACUUCCAGCAUGCUGUAGACAGUGGUAUCGACAGAAGUGCAUGUCUGCUCUUUCGACUGUCAAACUCGCUGGAUGAGCAGCCGCAACAUGACGGGUGGGAUGCAGCUGCGUUGAAGGAACUGGGAGACCUCAAGGCAG
Messenger RNA from Symbiodinium necroappetens, 2752 nucleotides. Lineage: Eukaryota; Dinophyceae; Suessiales; Symbiodiniaceae. The record is from the annotation of a GenBank genome assembly.